Messenger RNA from Arachis ipaensis, 2160 nucleotides. RefSeq lists its product as uncharacterized. Gene Ontology annotation, cellular component: ribosome. The record is from RefSeq and is a predicted model, not a curated record. Gene Ontology annotation, biological process: translation. Gene Ontology annotation, molecular function: RNA binding; structural constituent of ribosome. NCBI's taxonomy places the organism in Eukaryota, Viridiplantae, Streptophyta, Magnoliopsida, Fabales, Fabaceae.
AAAGUAGAAAUUAUAGAAUGCCGACCCAAGUACUAUGAUUAUAUUUAUAUCAUUUAUAUGAAUUGAAUAUGGAUAUCUAAUUAUAUCUAGUCAAUAGUCAAAUAUAAGAAGCGUGAUUUUUCGUCAAAUAUUCUAGUCAAUAGUCAAAACAUCCCAAAACUCCCUAAGCUGUAGCUGAAAUGUGAAGGUUUAUGGUGGCGGUUGUAUAAGUUUCGGUUGGAUUAAUAUUGGGCCCAAUUGUAUUUGGGCUGCUCUUUUUGGCGUUUUGGAUAUUGGGCUUUCAGAAUGGGUAUAAGAAAACAAUACCAAAAAUCAUUGAUAUCAAAACACUUCAAAACUCCCUACCCUACCCUCACCGGCGUUAUCAGCAUCCCGCUGCCGUCACCUUGACCGUGGAGCUCGUUCCUGUUCCUACUCCCUAAUGAGGUACAUUCAAUUUGGCAGAAAUGUGUUCUCACAGAUCCUCAGACGCAGGUACGUCACCAAUCUCGUCAGAAACCCAGCGAAACCGCCCUUCAGUCUCCCAAAGCGUCGAUAUUCUGCUGAAUCGUCCACGUCAGCAUCGUCGAAAAUAGUGCAGGACCUCCUCGCCGAAGUGGAGAACGAGAGGCUCCGGGAGAGAGAUCAGCGAAUUAGGGCCGGAUUGGACACCGCCGACAUCGACGCCGAGUGCGAAGAGGACUACAUGGGCGUGGCUCCCCUCAUUGAGAAGCUCGAGAAGGCGAGAGUCAAGGAUAAGGAAUCCAAUCUCAACCUCUUCGAGGAGCCUUCUGAUUCCGAUACCGACGAAGACGACGAGAGGUUCACCCCCGAGGCAAUCCAGAACCGCUUCAAUGACUUCGAGAAGAAGUUCAACAGGCACAAAGACUUGCUUAACAGUUUCGUCGAGGCCGAGACUUUCGACGAAGCUUUUAGACUAAUGAGUAGGAUUGAUAAGUUUGAGGAGAAGCAUUUUAAGUUGCGUCCGGAGUACAGGGUAAUUGGGGAGCUCAUGAAUCGUCUCAAGGUGGAGACUGAUCAGAAGCAGAAGUUUAUUCUGCAGAACAAGCUGAACAGGGCAAUGAGGUUGGUGCAGUGGAAGGAGGCUUAUGAUCCCGAAAACCCUGCGAAUUACGGAGUUAUUCAGCACGAGCAGCUUGGGCCUAAUGUGGAUGCGUUGCAGAAUGCGGGAUUCGAGAAGGAGAAUCGGAUUACGCAGGGAGAGAAUGCUGAUGCAGCAGCCGAUGAGGAUGCUAAAGAUGUUGAUAAUGAUGAUGAGGAGGAGGAGUUUGAUGACAUGAAGGAGAAAGACAACAUGCUGCUGGCGAAGCUCGAUGCCAUUGAUAGGAAACUCGAGGAGAAACUUGCUGAACUUGAGUACACGUUUGGGAGGAAGGGUAAGCUUUUGGAGGAAGAGAUUAGAGAUCUCGCCGAGGAGAGGAAUGAGUUGACCGAGAAGAAGAGAAGACCUCUUUACAGGAAGGGUUUUGAUGUGAAAUUGAUUGAUGUGAAUAGAACGUGUAAAGUAACUAAGGGAGGACAAGUUAUUAAGUACACUGCUAUGUUAGCUUGUGGCAAUUACAAUGGGGUUGUCGGUUUUGCCAAAGCCAAAGGCCCUGCAAUUCCAGUUGCCCUUCAGAAGGCAUAUGAGAAAUGCUUUCAGAAUUUGCAUUCUGUGGAGCGACACGAGGAACACACAAUUGCACAUGCUGUACAAACAUCAUAUAAAAAGACAAAGGUGUACCUUUGGCCUGCUUCCACCACAACUGGCAUGAAAGCUGGUAGAAUAGUCCAAACCAUUCUGCAUUUAGCUGGUUUUAAGAAUGUCAAGUCAAAGGUCAUCGGUUCCAGAAAUCCGCAUAAUACAGUUAAGGCUGUCUUCAAAGCCCUUAAUGCGAUUGAAACACCGAGAGAUGUACAAGAGAAGUUCGGCCGGACUGUGGUAGAAAAGUAUCUAUUGUAAUGGAGAUUGUAUUGUGCUGAGUUCAUUGCUGGUGGGGAUGUAUUGCAUUGAAUCCUCUAAUAGUGUUUCUUAAAUCACUUAACAUGAAUUGGAGGCCAGUUUCCUCAAUUCAUUGUUUCUUUGUAUUUCUUCCCACCAAGUUCUUGGCAGCAUUAUCUUCGAAAUUUUGCAUGUAUUUUUAUCGUGUCUUCAUAAAGGCAAAUGGAACGGUAAUGCAA